AUGAUUUUGUGACGUUGCGAUGGAUACCUCCGAAGAUACUGAAAAAAAUAUGAAGAAUCGAUUGUAUUUGAGGUUGUUAGGCCGUAUUUUCAUUGGGUUUUAGAUAAAAAUCAUCAUUAGCCAUGGAUUUCCCACGGAGGCUGCUGCAGCUGUCAAUACUACUGGCCCAAAGCGGAUGGUGGGGGGUCGCGCCGAGCCCCACCGAUGAAGGAGCACUCCGAGCCGGCCAAGGAGAGCACGGAGAGCCGGGGCACCAGGAGCCACACAAGGAUUCUUACAGCACCUUCGCGUCCGAGUUCCUGGAGUCCAGAUAUCUGUCAGACGACGGUUAUCCCUUCCCCACCGCCCCACCAGUGGACCCCUUUGCUAAGAUCAAAGUGAGCGACUGUGGAGUCACUAAGGGCUGCAUCAGGUAUGGCAAGCCAGGCUGUGAUGCAGAGACAUGUGACUACUUCCUGAGUUAUCGUCGUAUUGGGACGGAUGUGGAGUAUGAGAUGAGUGCAGACACAGACGGCUGGGUAGCUGUUGGUUUCUCCUCUGACAAGAAGAUGGGAGGAGAUGAUGUCAUGGGCUGUGUCCAUGAUGAUAACGGCCGUGUGCGGAUCCACCACUUCUACAACGUGGGCCAGUGGGCCAAAGAAAUAAAGAGGAACCCUGCUAGGGACGAGGAGGGCAUCUUUGAGAACAACCGAGUGACCUGCCGCUUCAAACGUCCACUAUAUGUCCCAAGAGAGGAGACACUAGUGGACUUACACCUGUCGUGGUAUUACCUGUUUGCAUGGGGACCUGCUAUACAAGGAUCCAUCACCAGGCACGACAUCGACAGUCCACCUGUUAGCGACCACAUGAUCAGUAUCUAUAAAUAUGAGGACAUCUUCAUGCCUUCCACAGCCUACCAGACCUUUAACUCCCCUCUUUGCUUACUGCUCAUAGUAGCCCUCACCUUCUAUCUACUGAUGGGAACACCGUAAUGACAGCAACAGAGGAUGAGGAUGUAAAAAGAGGGAAGAUGAGAACAAGCAGCAAUAAAAAAGUUGCCAUUUCUGAAAAGUGCUUUGCACAGAGACACUGUAUUAGAUAUAUUUAACACAACAGAGAGUAUAUAUUAUUACUGAGUACCCAUGCAGAGGAUGUGACAGAGUUUAACACCAGUACUAUCAAGCCGUCAUGUACUGGUGUAAGUGAAAAACACAAGGUAGAAUCAUAGUAUUAAUAUGCCAGUUAUUUUCAGCAUUUAUGAUAACUUCCAAUUAAGUCUGAGGACACCACAUGCCAAUAACUAAGCUUCAAAAGUCUUCAAACACUGCAUGCACUAGAAAUCUGGGAAGGAUUUCAAAAGCUGACUGAUCGCUGGGGAAGAGCACACCGGAUUUUAUGUUGAACUUGGAUAAACAUAAAAGAUUUCUGUGGUGAAGGAAAAAUAAAGCAGUUCGCUGCUGUCUGCAAUUGCUCUUCCUGUCCCUUCAUUCUGUUCUGUUUAUAAGGGUAUCAUCCUUCACAAAAACAGCAGAAAAAGACAGUCUGUUUCUUUGUUUUUACUCUGACAGCAUGCAGUUUACAGGAUUUAAGGGACUGACUACAGAGUGAGUAGAACAUUUGAAGUUUGUUUUCUAAAGUUGAUGGCCCGGAUAAUCUCUUGGCUUAUCUCACAUGAUUAUUUCAUUUGAAUUAUUUUGUUCAUUUGUUCUUUUAAUAAAGACAGGCAGUAUACACCAUAAAGUACAGAAGUGACUGUGCAUCAAUAGAAAACUCUGACAGUUAGGUUAAAGGGGCUAUAUGAUUAUUUCAUAAUUUGUGUGCACAGAUAUAAGUUAAAUACAAUACCACACUUUCAUGAUGUGAGAAAUAAAGACCAAGAUCAUUUCAGAACUUUUUCCUUCUUUUAUAUAACCUGUAACAUAUAAACUUUGAUUGAAAAACAACCAAAAUCUUUUUAAGAUAUAUAUAAUUGGUGCUUUUUAUGCCUUUAUUGUAUAGAGUAGGACAGUGGAUGAGGUCUGAAACUGAGAUGAUAGUGUGGGGGAGAGAUGUGGGAAAGGAGACACAGGCUGGACGUGAACACAGGUCGCCCGCAUACAUGGAGCGUGACCUAACCGCUAGGCCAUCUGUGCCCCCAAAUCAUGAAAUCUUUUGGAAAGAUUCAAUAAUAAAAAUACUUAAUCAAAGAAUCUUUUUGUUGUAUUACAGUAUAUUUUAAUUUACCUUCUCCUCCUUUCAAAAGCUUAAAAAAUUAUCAAAUUGUGAGGACGCUCCCAGUGCACAUUCAGGUCACCCCACAGACUGUCAGGAGGAUUCAGGUCUAGGCUUUGACUGGGACAGUAGAAAAUUAAAUCUCCUUUUGGUGUAACCAUUCUUUUGUAGAUUUGGAUGUGUGCUUUGGAUCAUUUCUUGCUGAAACGUGAAAUUGGGCCCUCAUUUUCAUGGUGAUGGUUGGCCAGAAGGAAGCCUUUUCAGAUGAAGGAAAACAUCCAAGCCUGGCUAAAUUUGACAAAAACACUAACCAAGUCUCCCAGGAUGGCAGGACAAUGUGUUAUGGUCUGAGGAGUCCAAAUUGAACCUUUUGACUAUCAUUUUAAAAGGUAUGUUUGCCAUGUAAACAACACUGGAUAUCACCAAAAAGGAUAAUAUCCCAAAGUAAAGCAAGGUGAGAGCAGCUUCAUGUUUUGGGGCUGUUUUUGUUCAGCUGCAAUAGUCAACAGUCACUUUUGGUGCAAAACUUUCAGGUAUCUGCUUGAAAGCUGAAGAAGACAAUUACACAAAGCACACACCCAAAUCUAACAAAUAAUGGCUUCACCAGAAGUUUGGGACUGUUCCACCCAGAACCCAAACCUAAACCUAAAUCCCCCUGCAGUCUAUGGGAUGAGCUGAAGACAACUGUGGACAGGAAAUGCCCUUGCAAGCUAGACAAUUUUUUAACACUAUUGAAAGGAAGAGUGGGCACUUUUUUGCCAAGUUGAUAUAGUACACAUUAUUAUCCCCUUAGGGAAAUUGGUCUUGGACUCCAAGUACAGCACACAUUAAGUUGCCAGAUAAUAACAUAUAAGCACUAAAUACAACAUAGCAACAGUAACCCACAUGUACACAGAGUUGCAAACAUCAAUAAAAAAUCCAACCACAUAAACCACAUAUAUUGCACAAACUCAUAUUGCACAGGUUGGGGACUCUAUAUACCCUAUCAGAUGAUAAAAGCUCAUACUUAGGGUAGAGGAUGUGAGACUGAUCAGACAAAACUCACUGUGCUUGCCUGAUAUCAGAGUGCAGGGCUUAGUCCUCCCAGCCUUACCCUGCAAUCCAUGUAUCUAUGUAUGUAAGUCACAUGCACCAGGUUACUCUGGUAGGACUCAUCCCUAAAAAGUUUCAAUGCUGUUAUGAAAUUAAAAGGUGCAGUUUUAGCCUGAGAAUGCAUUAUUCAAUUAAAUACUCCCAAAAGAUGGUGGUUGUUUUUUAAAACUGAAUUGUAUGUAUUAUCGGCUAAAUUAAAAUUUCUGAAAUUGUGUAUUUCUUUACACCACAAAUAUAUGCCAUUUUGACUUGGGUGGCUUUUGGUAGCUUCUGUAUGUUUCGUUUUAUUCAGUUCUGCCAAUUCAGUUUUUCAUCAGAUGAGGAAGCACUUUUAGUGAGGUGCAACCCCAACUUAAACUUGAGAAUUUCCUAUUUAUUAUUAACACUGGUCAUAGUUGCCAUGUAUGAUUAAUUCCAAUACAAUUAACAAUACCUGAAUACUUUCACAUUAAUGAGGUUUCAAAGGCUCUGCUUGCUUAGCGUGUAUGCGAACCAUACUGUCACCAAUAAAAAUGUAUCUUGCAAAUAUCCAAAAGUGGAUGUAAAGAUAUCUUAAACAACACUGGAAUAAUAUACGAGUAAUCUUUAAAUGCCACCUGCAGUACUCUUUAACUAAAAAAAUAAAAAAAGGGAACUUUUAGAUCCUUAAGA
Cheilinus undulatus (humphead wrasse) is the source of this 3933-nucleotide messenger RNA. Its product is annotated as DOMON domain-containing protein FRRS1L. NCBI's taxonomy places the organism in Eukaryota, Metazoa, Chordata, Actinopteri, Labriformes, Labridae. The coding region runs from base 123 to 971 and encodes 282 amino acids. Gene Ontology annotation, biological process: regulation of glutamate receptor signaling pathway. The record is from RefSeq and is a predicted model, not a curated record. The transcript has 5 exons.